AUGGCUGCUGAGCCGAGGGGAGCAGGCUCUCAGAUGUCAGUGACGUUCAAGGACGUGGCUGUGCUGUUCACGCGGGAUGAGUGGAGAAAGCUGCGUUCUCCUCAGAGACACUUGUACCAGGAUGUGAUGCUGGAAAACUACAAUAACCUGGUCUCGCUGGGGCUCCUAUUUUCCAAACCAAAAGUGAUCUCCCUGUUGCAGCAAGGAGAAGAGCCGUGGAAGGUGGAGGAAGAGCGUUCUGGGGGCUCCUCUCUGGGAUGGAAGAGCAGUCAUAAAACCACAAAGUCAACUCAAACUCAAGAUUGUUUAAUUCAGGAGUUGAUAAUGAAAAGAUCUAAAAGGAAUGGACCGUGGAUCUUCAAAUCAGAAAAAACCUGCAUAUAUGAAGACAGAUUAGAGAAAAAACAGAAGAAAAAAGGAAGUGUUCACAUAUUUUCAGUCACUCACAAAAAUAUUCUUACUGUAGAAAGAAGAUAUAAAAAUACUGAAUUUGGCCAAAACCUUAGCCCAAAGUCAGUCCUUAUUAGGAAGCAGGUGGUUCCUAGAGAAAGAACAGUACCAAAAUGUGAAAUACAAGGAAACAGCUUCAAACAGAAUUUAAAUGUAAUUAAUCAACCAAAAAUCAACACAACAGAGAAACGUUAUAAAUGUAGUAUAUGUGAGAAAACCUUUAUUAACACUUCAUCUCUUCGUAAACAUGAGAAAAACCAUAGUGGAGAGAAAUUAUUUAAAUGUAAAGAAUGUUCAAAAGCAUUUAACCAAAGUUCAGCUCUUAUUCAACAUCAAAUAACCCAUACUGGAGAGAAACCCUAUGUAUGUAAAGAAUGUGGGAAAGCCUUUACUCUUAGUACAUCCCUCUAUAAACAUCUAAGAACACAUACUGUGGAGAAAUCCUAUAGAUGUAAAGAAUGUGGUAAGUCUUUCAGUCGAAGGUCAGGCCUUUUCAUACAUCAAAAAAUUCAUGCUAGAGAAAACCCCUGUAAAUAUAACCCAGGUAGGAAAUCAUCUAGUUGCAGCACAUCCCUUCCUGGGUGUCAGAGAAUUAAUUCCAGGAAGAAGUCCUAUUUAUGUAAUGAAUGUGGUAACACAUUUAAGUCUAGCUCAUCUCUUCGUUAUCAUCAGAGAAUUCACACAGGAGAGAAACCUUUUAAAUGUAGUGAAUGUGGGAGAGCCUUUAGUCAGAGUGCAUCUCUUAUUCAACAUGAGAGAAUUCACACUGGAGAAAAGCCCUAUAGAUGUAAUGAAUGUGGAAAAGGCUUCACUUCUAUUUCACGACUUAAUAGACAUCGAAUAAUUCAUACUGGUGAGAAGUUUUAUAAUUGUAAUGAAUGUGGUAAAGCCUUAAGUUCCCACUCAACACUUAUUAUUCAUGAAAGAAUUCAUACUGGAGAGAAACCAUGUAAAUGUAAAGUGUGUGGGAAAGCCUUCAGACAAAGUUCAGCUCUCAUUCAACAUCAGAGAAUGCAUACUGGAGAAAGACCCUAUAAAUGUAAUGAGUGUGGAAAAACAUUUAGGUGUAACUCAUCCCUUAGUAAUCAUCAGAGAAUUCAUACUGGAGAAAAACCAUAUCGAUGUGAGGAAUGUGGGAUAUCUUUUGGCCAAAGUUCAGCUCUUAUUCAACAUCGGAGGAUUCAUACAGGAGAGAAACCCUUUAAAUGUAAUACAUGUGGGAAGACUUUUAGACAAAGCUCAUCACGUAUCGCUCAUCAAAGAAUUCAUACUGGAGAGAAACCUUAUGAAUGUGCUACAUGUGGGAAACUUUUCAACCACAGGUCAUCUCUUACUAAUCAUUAUAAAAUUCAUUCUGAAGAGAGCCCCUAG
Pipistrellus nathusii (Nathusius's pipistrelle) is the source of this 1821-nucleotide messenger RNA. The record is from the annotation of a GenBank genome assembly. NCBI's taxonomy places the organism in Eukaryota, Metazoa, Chordata, Mammalia, Chiroptera, Vespertilionidae.